AUAUAUAUAUUAUAGCAACAUCUGAUCCCAGAAAAAUAUAUAUUUAUACGUAUACCUAUAUUUUUUUAAUCAAAUUUAUACAUUUUUGAAUUGAUUCAGUCAAUUCUCUUUGCUUGAGUAUCAACCAAAUAUUAGGAGGAAAACUGGCGUGUCUUUGUUACCAACACCCCCCGUCUCUCUUUCUCCUACUAUUAAGUGCUUCCGUCGAAAGCGGAAGUUAGACAUGAGCUAAACCUUGGACCAAUUUUAUAAUGACCGGGACUCUAAAAAUUUGAUUAAGACUAAAAACCAAACAACAACAAAAAAAACUUGAAAGCGUCUGUAGUUUUAAUGAGGAAAAGUGAAUUCUAACUAAAAGUUACCAGCAACAACGUAUUCAUACGAGCUCGUGAGUUUUGAAAAGUUAUCGGAUUACUUGCCAAAUUGGAUGUUUUUUGUGUCGUUUUAGAGUGGAGCCGUACCAUAGAGAGUCAUGAAUGAAGUAAUAAUGGAGUUCAGACAGAACUAUACCUACGGGUAUAUAGUGGAAUACAUCCCAGAAAACCACACCAGAUGUUCGAGUUGGAUUCUUGUGCCAGGAGAAAACCUUUGGCUUCAUACAACACGAGGUGUGAUUUAUAUAAUAGCCAUGCUGUACAUAUUUUUAGGAAUUGCUAUUGUCUCCGAUUUGUUCAUGAGUAGUAUUGAAGUAAUUACCAGCCAAAAGAAAACAGUCUACAAGUGGGAUGAGGAGCGACAGGAGAGAAUUGCAAAAGAAGUAAUGGUGUGGAACGAAACUGUCGCCAAUCUUACACUUCUAGCUCUUGGAAGCAGUGCUCCAGAGAUAUUAUUGGCCACAAUAGAGAAUGUUUUAAGACUUGGGGACCAAAGCGGGGAGAAAAACCUUGGUACUUUUACCAUUGUAGGUAGCGCUGCUUUCAAUUUGUUAAUGAUAACCUCCGUUUGUAUAUCCAGUUUACCAAAUGACAAAGUAAAGAAAAUCAAAACGUUUGGAGUAUUUAUUACAACGUCUAUCUGGUCUCUAUGGGCUUAUAUAUGGAUGUAUAUCGUAACAGCUUUCAUCUCUCCCGGAGUUGUAACUAUUUGGGAAGCCUGGGUAACAUUCCUAUACUUCCCUGCCUUCGUACUCCACGCCUACGCACAAGAUAACGGCUGGUGGAUAUGUAAACGAAAGAAACAAUCACCAACAAUCAUUACUGAGGAUCCUCCAUCAGUCGGCAUGAGAGUGGUUCAUCACACAAACGUUCAUGCCGCAAUGCACGCUGGGAAAAUGCAGCGUGUUCCGUCAGAAACGUCAGAUGAUGGACGUAGUGUCGUCAUCACUUGCACUGAAAUUGAACCGACCAGCGGAAACCGUGUUUUAACAGCUCGAAGGUCCGGACACGAACCCCAGGCAUUUGCGAGAGCGAGGUCGGCAUCAGUGCAGUCAAGCUCAUCUCAUGCAUCUCUCAGAUUCCGUCACGCUGCCUUCAAUGUACUUCUUGGGCGAAGGAAAACUACCCGACGCCACAGUGCCGGACAAAUCGAACAUGUUUAUAUUGGCGGCCAUUCACAUAAAUGGUUAGAUCUCAUGUACAUGAAAGGAUGGUCACCUAACAAAGGAGUGAGUUCAGAUGAUUGUCAAGGUUACUUCCUGUUCGCUUCUGAAAAGUACAGCAUUUUUGAAGGUGGUGGUGUACUGGAAGUUGAUGUCCUUUUUGCGAGAGCUUUACAAAUUCCUGAUAGAAAAAAAGCCCGAAGCAAUGAUAUUGUAGUACAGAAUUCAACCAGUGCUGAUGCCAUCCCAAACUGUCACCAGAAGAAAUCACCAAAAUCAACGGAUAGCAUCAACCUUGGCACUGGUUUGGUUUCUGUCGAUUAUGAAACGCGUGAAAGUUCUGCAAAAGCAGGAGUAGAUUUCCGACCAAUCACUGGAACAUUGGUAUUUCGUGAAGAUGAAUACAGAAAGCAGAUAAGUGUAGAUAUUCUCAGUGAUGGAUAUACCACCAACACAAUUGAUUUCUUCCUGAUACUAAAGAAUCCUUCUGGCAAUGCAGGUCUCGGGGAUCCUUCUGUGGCUCAUAUCGUCGUUAUUGGUCGACAUGAGCCAGGAGAAUUCUUGUUUGAAUCAGCAUAUUGCCAUGCAGAUAUGAAAAAAGGGAGUGUUACAGCAAUUGUUCAUCGUGAAGGUGGUUUUGACAGCACUGUCUCAGUGCAGUAUCAAACGAUGGACGGUACAGCAUGUGGAGGCAAUGAGUUGGGUUCAGGAGUUGAUUACAUUGCAACUAAGGAUGUUUUGACAUUUGCUGAUGGAGAAAUAACAAAAGCUAUCACUAUCGAUGUCAAUAUGGAUGUGAAGAUAUGCAAAAAUUUCAUAAUUGUUCUGAGUAAUCCUGACAAUGGAGCCAGAAUCGGUGAACGCAGUGCUGUUGUAUGCUUCAUGAAUAACGAUGAACUGGCUGUACGUUUAGGAGAAGCAAUAGAAGAAUCUGAAGAAGAAUCAAUGUCCUGGUUUGAACAAAUUACAAGUGCAAUGGAAGUUGGUGGAGAUGUCGAUAUGGCCACAAAAGCAGAAUUAAUGUGGUAUGACUACAUUUUACAUUUCUUAACCUUCUUCUGGAAAGUGAUCAUUGCUCUACUACCACCAACGAGUUACUGUAAUGGCUGGGUAACCUUCAUCAGUUCUCUCACAGCAAUUGGUGUUCUUACUGCUUUUGUUGAACAGCUUGGAAAUCUUCUUGGCUGUGUGGUUGGUUUGAAACAAAGUGUGACUGGAAUUACCAUAAUUGCUUUAGGAACCAGCCUUCCUGAUACAUUUGCCAGUCGCACAGCUGCCAAACAUGACAGUAAUGCAGAUGCAGCUAUAGGAAAUAUCACAGGCAGCAACAGCGUGAAUGUCUUCCUAGGACUUGGACUUCCCUGGGUUAUAUGUAGUAUGUACUACACUAUCAAAGGUGAAUCCUUCUUGGUGACCAACAAUAACUUAGCAUCCAGUGUUACACUUUUCACAAUUUGUGGUGUCAUUUGCAUUACUUUACUAGUGUUACGUAGACUGAUCGUCGGUGGUGAGCUGGGAGGAUCUUGGUGUGUUUCACGGAUGUGCAGCCUAUUCUUAUUUCUCUUAUGGGUAACAUAUAUAUGCAUAAUUGGUGCCAAAUCAUAUGAUGUCAAAAUUCUCCCUUGGCUCGACGUGUUGUAGCAUGUAGAAUGCUUUGUCAUAACAAUAGUGCGGUUGAACAAGAAGCUUGAUGUACUUCUACCACAGCUUUGAACACAACACUCACAACCAACAACAAGAAUGAAUGAACGAAUAAAUAAAUAAAAAAGUA
Messenger RNA from Octopus sinensis (East Asian common octopus), 3308 nucleotides. RefSeq names its product sodium/calcium exchanger 2-like. Gene Ontology annotation, cellular component: membrane. NCBI's taxonomy places the organism in Eukaryota, Metazoa, Mollusca, Cephalopoda, Octopoda, Octopodidae. Gene Ontology annotation, molecular function: calcium:sodium antiporter activity. Gene Ontology annotation, biological process: cell communication; transmembrane transport; calcium ion transport. The transcript is spliced from 22 exons. The coding region runs from base 473 to 3178 and encodes 901 amino acids. The record is from RefSeq and is a predicted model, not a curated record.